AGAAAGGGCCGAAAGGGGGAAGGAAGAUAAUAUAUUUUCCGAUCGUUUUUCUUCCUUUUCGCUCUCUCGAUCUCUCGAUCGGCGACUGUGAAUCCGUGAUCGUCACGGUCGAAACCUAGCGAAGAAAAAUGUCUUCUCUUGCAGCUGCCAGAGCAGAUAACUUUUAUUAUCCACCAGAAUGGGAACCAAAAAAGGGUGGUUUGAACAAAUUUCAUGGUCAACAUGCUUUGAGGGAGAGAGCAAGGAAGCUAGACCAAGGCAUUCUUAUUAUAAGGUUCGAGAUGCCUUACAAUAUAUGGUGUGGUGGAUGCAAUUCCAUGAUUGCCAAGGGUGUAAGAUUCAAUGCAGAGAAAAAGCAAGUGGGAAAUUAUUAUUCUACAAAGAUAUGGAGCUUCACAAUGAAGUCAGCAUGCUGUCAGCAUGAAAUAGUCAUACAGACAGACCCAAAGAAUUGUGCAUAUGUGAUUAUUAGUGGAGCCCAGAAGAAGACAGAAGAUUAUGAUGUUGAGGAUGCUGAAACAUUUGCUCUUCCAGCAGAUGAAGACAGAGCCAAGUUGUCAGAUCCUUUCUACCGUCUUGAGCACCAAGAAGAAGACCUGCAAAAGAAGAAGGAAGCCGAGCCGGUGCUAGUUCGCCUGCAGAAAGUGUCUGACAGUAGGCAUUCUGAUGAUUACAAUCUUAACAGAGCCCUCCGUGCUCGUCUUAGGGGCCAGAAGAAGAAAGUCGCUCAGGAAGAAGAGGUUUCAAGAAAGAUGGGUCUAGGAAUCCGACUUCUCCCUUCAUCUUCAGAAGAUGCAGCUGUAGCCUCUGGCAUGAGAUUCUCUUCCAAGUUUGAGAGGAACAGGAAGGAUAAGCGAGCUGCCAUCAAAGCCUCCUCAAUCUUUGGAGAACCAUCUACAUCUAGAAGCAGGAUGUUAGAGCUCGAGUCAAAGAGGAGGAAGUUAAAAGUGAGUUCUGCAUCAGCUUUGUUGGCAGGGAAUAUUAAGCCUUCGUCAUGGACUCAGAGUCGGAGUGGUGGACGAAAAUAGUUUAAUUGCAUUGCUUGAUCUUUUUCCUUCUGCCUAUAUUGUUGUAAUGACUCAUGCAUUUCUGAAAGUAUGGGUGAAAUAUCUGUUUAUGUUGGUUUUCUGGCUUGCUGGAGGUGUAUUUAUGUAUUUGGUUCGUAGUUAGUUUGAGAGGACAGGUUUGAGCGAUAAGAGUUUAGAUUCUGGAUCUUAUAUUGUGCAAAUUCAACGCAUAAAUGGCAUGGGAUAUUGUUUGUAGGGUCUCUACCUCCCAUCUUUAUAAGUAGAAUGAAAAGCAGUGUGCUACAGAAGUUGGAUUUUCUCUAAAAA
Messenger RNA from Asparagus officinalis (garden asparagus), 1334 nucleotides. RefSeq names its product coiled-coil domain-containing protein 130-like. The transcript is spliced from 6 exons. Lineage: Eukaryota; Viridiplantae; Streptophyta; Magnoliopsida; Asparagales; Asparagaceae. Gene Ontology annotation, cellular component: post-mRNA release spliceosomal complex; U2-type spliceosomal complex. Gene Ontology annotation, biological process: mRNA splicing, via spliceosome. The record is from RefSeq and is a predicted model, not a curated record. The coding region runs from base 129 to 1028 and encodes 299 amino acids.